Messenger RNA from Anopheles coustani, 5797 nucleotides. RefSeq names its product protein naked cuticle homolog (gene nkd). Gene Ontology annotation, molecular function: calcium ion binding. The transcript is spliced from 6 exons. Gene Ontology annotation, biological process: negative regulation of Wnt signaling pathway. Bases 429 to 3617 code for a protein of 1062 amino acids. The record is from RefSeq and is a predicted model, not a curated record. Gene Ontology annotation, cellular component: cytoplasm. NCBI's taxonomy places the organism in Eukaryota, Metazoa, Arthropoda, Insecta, Diptera, Culicidae.
CGAAAUGACACACGAGCGAGUGCAGAAAAGUGGAAACAACUAAAUCUGUGUGUUUUAAAGCAAGUGUUAAGGGGCAAUGGGUAUCUGCAGUAGUAACGAUACCAUGUUAAAAAGCCUUGGGGGCAAAAGUGUUUAAAGUAUGGGAAUUUAAAUAUACCCUUCUUCUCUCAGAAAAAUAGUUCAAGUGCGUGCGUGAAAAAGAAAGCGAAAAGAAAUUGUCAAAUGUUAUGGCGAAGGGUCUAACCGUUCCGAGGAAACGCCAUUGACGUGAAAAUAGUUGUGGAGAAGUGAAGAAUAGGAAGAGUUUUGCUAUCGGGCCCGGAAACCGUAGCAACAACGCAACGUUCAGCAACGCGUCAACGGAUUUGACGACGAAGCGAGUCGAGCGGUUUUCUCCCCGACCGGAGUUUUUGGUUAUCAGUGGCGCAAUGGCAGGAAACAUUGUCAAAUGGUGGAAACAUAAGAUACUGGGAGGCUACAAACAGUUUACAGUGCUGCAGGAAUGUGCAACCGAUUCGGAGGAACUGAUCUACCCCGGGCGGGCCCCGUCGGCCUGUAGUGCCCCGCCGGACCUCCUGCUGACCAGCGACCGCGAGCAGAUGCUGAAGGUGAAGUCGUCGUCCUCGAGCGCCGGUGCUGGCACCGGCCAGACCAAAGCAUCCCACCAUCACCACCAGCACCAACACCACCAACAGCAGCAGCAGCAUCACCACAAUCACCAUCAUCAGCCCAGUGCCGGUGGCCACCUUCAUCAGUCGGGCAACAACGGGCACCUUCACACGUCCGCCACCUCGCAGCAUCACAAAGCGCCGAAGGACGCCUUCCGGAAGUGCUCGGGCAACAAGGGGGCGGCGGGUAUGGCGGGGACGGCUGGUGGUUCCGGCGGUGGUGGUGCAACUAACACCAUCAACACCACCGCCGCCACUAUCCGGAGUGAUCCCGAUCGGGUGCGAUUAGAGGAAUUCACUUGUGACGUCUCACUGGAAGAUGGCAAGAAACCUCAGCCCUUACAGUUUUCCUUCACUCUGUACGAUCUGGAUGGUCACGGGAAAAUAACCAAAGAUGACAUCGCCGGAAUAGUGUCGACAAUUUAUGAAUCUAUAGGCAAAUCGGUAGUAGUUCCUCACUAUGGUAGCAAAACCAUCAACGUACGGCUGACGGUGUCACCGGACGGUAAGACGGCCGCAACGAAGUCGGCGGUCAAGAAGGCCAUCAUCACACCCCGCCGCCGGGGCUACCGGUCCCGUAAGCUCAUUUCCGACGACGACGGUAGCGACACGUCGGAAAACUGCCCCCGGAUGCUGCUGCGGAAUCGGACCGGAGCGGCGGGAGCAGUGAACCACAGCACGGGGGUUGCGUCGUCCCCCUCGGUGGCAACUAAUAACCUUAAUCAAACGCAUCACCAUCAUCACCAUCACGGGAACGGAGAAGCGAUACCGGUGGCGGUCGGCAGCGCGGGGAAGCUAAAGGAAUCGAACCUGUCGAAAGCAGCUGCCCUGACAUCGGCGGCCCAAGGGAAUCGGUCGACGGGAUUAAGCAAAAGCUCCGAAGCGGCCACCACCACCAUGACGACCGGUGUGGAAACGACCUACCACAACAAUCUUAGCCCAACGACGGGGACACCCAACAACAAGGCUGCGGCGCUAAACAACGCCGUCUCGCUCGGCAAGCCGUCGGAGAAUGUGUACGAAAGUAUUAACAAUCUAAAGUGCUGCAAUCUGCAACAGCAACAGCAGACGCCUUCAUCGAACAAUACCAGCCAAACGGCAGCAUCGUCCCAUGUGCAGAGCCCACUGUCGGUGGGCACCGGCCACCUGAAUCACUCGACAGCUUCGACGGCAGCUCUUAUCUGUCGUGACUGUAUCGACGGUCCGAUGGUGUCGUUGGCCGCCGGUUGUCACCUGGAACCGACAGUAUCAGCCACCGCCCUUCCAUCGAUGGAUGCGGUAGUUAUUCCUACGUCGGCAGCAGCCCUCGCCAGUGGUGCUGCUGCGGUGAGAAGCAAGAGGAAGCUCGUCCGUAAGACUCGCUCGUCGCGGAAAAUGGGCAGCGGCGCCGUUGGGGGAAAGCUGGCGAUGGAGGAUUUUACCGGACGACCCCGAGCCCGCAGCCUUUCAGUGGGCAACGAGAACUGCUACGAGAACGUGAUCGGGCGAGUGGCGGCGGCUGCACCGGGCGAAUGUUGGAAGAGCUCCCUGUGCCGCCGGGAGCUGAUCGAGAUCAUCCGCGAGAGCAUGGUGAAGAACAGUCUCUGUUUUCAACCCAAUCGGAAAGCGAUGGAAAGUUCACCGAAGCAUCGCCACCGUUCGCACACGAUCGCUUCCCGCGUCGGUGAUCAGGUGUUCCUGAACUACCACCACCAUCCGGCCCUCCUGGCAGCGAACGGAGCGUUACCACCGAACCUAGCGACCGAACUCGCCGGUGGAACACACAUUGCCGCCGCCAAUACCGCACUCGUCUCAAUGGUUGCUGCCACCGGACACGAGGCGAACCUGUGCGGGUACGAUUCCUACCUCCACCAAACAAUAUGUGCCGCGGCUAACGGGGGAGGAGGCAACACUACGGCAACGGCUAUCCAUCUGGCGGCGGCUGCUGCCCAUACUACGGCUGCCGCCAUCCAGCCACUGACGACCAGCACCCCAAACCGAAUGCUACACCAUCAUCAUUCGAAGGCUAAAAGAAAGGAACACCGAUUGGCCCUAGCGACAACGGCCGGUGCUACGGCGGCCAUCCGUUCCUCUUCCCAUCCGGCUCCGGUAAAGCUCAGCACGGCCCUACUCAACCAGCAGUACCCGAAUCUCUCGGCCGAACAGAAGCUGACACGCUCGAUCAACCAGGUCGAACAGUGGCUCGAUCAUCGCAGUCCGAAGGUGCUACUUUCGAAGGUAAAACUGGCCGACGACAACACGAUGCAGCUGGUGGCAGCUACGCGAACAACCGGCCAUAGCAAUACCACCACACCGGGAAAACCCACGGUAGCGCUGAAACGGUCGAAGAGCAAGGAGGAACUAAUCCCCCCACAGGGCAACGAUAACCGGAAUGCACUUACCGGAGACCUGCUGCUGCUGGAGAAUCUAAAGAUAAGCGAAGACAUCGCCGAAAUUGCGGUCGUUACACCGAAGAAGGUGUACAACAAGGAGUCACUGAUCGCGUCCGCAACGAAGAAGAACAUCAAGACACACCAUCAGCGCACGACGGAAGUAAGCACCGCGGCGCAGAAGGGAUUAGCGGCGGCGACCAAAACCGACCAGGUUUUGGUACAGCUUCAGUACGGCUCCGUGCCGGUCAAUGCCGAUCCAAGCGAGUGCGAGAACCUCAUCCGCAUGUCGGAUGACGGUGAGGACGAACUGUCGUUACCCCAACCGUCCGCCUCGGCACGUCCGCAGCAGUCCCAGUCACCACAUCAUCACCAGCAGCAAUCCCAAUCGCAACCCCAAUCACCGCAACAUAGUCAGCAACAGUCACAGCAGCAGCGUUACUGCGGGACGGCCGCGGCAAGUGGGGCACAUUCCGUUUCGUCUGCUUCGGCCACCUCAACGACGGCCGUCCAUCGGUACGUGCAUGAGCACAUUCACCACCAUUAUCACCACUUUGAGAACGAUCCGGACGAGUCCUGAUCUUGGUGGUAUCUUCCGGGCCGCAUCGGAAGCAGCCGCAGUCCAAUUCAUGCCCUACCCGGCCCCUGGUUGGCUCUCAGCGAGCCACCACCAGCUGGUGGGCUUCAUCCACCACCGCCACCGUGAUCGUUAGUGGUCACCACCCAUCGAUUACCGCAACGUUGCCGAUCGUCGUCCUCCGGGUGGUUCUGUUGCUUUUAGCUCCAUUGUCACGCACACACACACACACACACACAAACACACACUCUCUCUCUCUCUCCCUAUCUCUCUCUAAACAACACAUUCGCUCUAGCUGUACUUAAGAAUCUCAUCACCUCUAUCUACUAGCUGCACGAAACAAAACAAAAAUCAACUGCCAAAAACAACGCAUGAAGCGUGUGUCGAGUUUAGCCGGUGAAAUUACAAGCCCAUUGUUAGAACGUACAAAUGAUGUAAAUUCAAUCGUUAAAAACAAUUAAAAAUCCACAUAAAAACCUGACACGUUAAACUAUAUAGCUCCGAUCCGCCGAUCGUGUGUGUACUCUUCAUUGGUUUUUUUUUGUGGUUUUGUAUGGAGCUGGGUGGUCUUUAUGAUAGUUCUAAGACGAAGGGGAUGAUCAUUGUAAAACUUGUGUAUACGCACGUAGAAAAGUACUACUUAGGGUACUGUGAGCUGACACGACUCCGAAGUGUUGUACAGACAUAGCAUAUAAGCACCAUUACGCCACAAGCAGUCGCUUUACGCUUGGGGCAGUCGAGGAAAAGAAUCUUCUGGCCGCGGCGUGUUGAGGGAAGUGCAUAAGUAUUGCUAAUAAUUAUUGCCUAGUGCUAGUACUAUUUAUUUUGUUAGUUGGAACCAAAUCAUCGAACUAGGUAGAGGGGAACAACAGUUGGGCCCACAAGAGUACGGGGAGAGAAGGCUACACACAUAAGCUCGCGUUAUAUCUUGCACGAUCCUUUUGUUUCUGCAUUACAACCGUGUUUUCAUACUCUCGCUCUUCCAACAUGUCUCAGACCCGUUAAUCAUCUCAUUGACUAGACUUUCUUCUAUUUUAUGUUCUAAUUUCCAUCAUUCACUGCAUUCACUGAACAAUCCCCUGUUCCCUCAUGACGUCUGUACAUAGAAUAUAGAUUAAAACCAUCAUCAACCCGGUAGCGGAAGUGCAGUUGAAUAAUGAUGAUUAGAGGAAGAUCAAUGGGGGAAAAGGGAGAACAAGAAAACGAAACUUACAAGACUGAUUUCAUGUUAUUAAAUCGUAAUAAUGAAUGUUUGUUUGUGCCCUGUCUAUUAUUUUAUCCAACCCUUUCUUCUUAUUCAGCUGUUAGUUUUUUUUAUAAUCUUACGACUUUACUAUCCAUAAAAAACCAACACGAACAAACUGUAUCUUUAAUUAGAAACAAACCCACCCCGGUUUUUUUUAAACUACCUACAUGGCCAUUUAACAAACUAUUUCGACGCUUGGUUUCCAACAAAAAAUAUAUUAGAAUUGAAAAGAGCGACAGCGGAUCAAAAACAAAACGAUCAGCAAUUUUAAGUACUAUGUUUAAGGCAAAACUUAGCUCAUAGCUUAGAAUCAAAAUUAUUAAACGGGUUUUGGAGGCAACAUUUAAUACUAUACGGGAAUUGUAAACGUGACGAAAUUUACAACGAACACUCGGUUCAUCGUUCCAGAGGGUGUUUUUUUACUUUUGUUACAACAUUUAUCAGAACGUUUAGAAUAUCUAUCUGAAAAAAGGGAAAAUUAAUUUCACCCACCUGCCAAUGAAAUGGUAUACAAACUCGCCGCUUCCGAAGGGUGUUUUUUUUUUCAACAUUUGGCAUACGUUACCAGCAUAUUGGUUACAACGACGAGAUAUACGGCCAUUAUGACUAAAACAAAUACAAACGACUAAUGAUUUUCGAUAGUAUAUUGCAGAGGGAAAGACAGGAAGUAAGAUUUCGGAAAAAGAGGGCUGAAGAAAUGUAUCUACGCGAGUAUCAUAUUAGAAUUUGUCACCUAAUCGAAAGCUUUGCCUGGACAAGAAACAAACAGAAACACAAAUAGUAUUGCCGCUUACGUCGCCGUGGUGCAUGUGCGAAAACAUUAAAAUUACAUGCUUACAAUUGGCCUGAGCACGGGAAACUCCGCUAUAAAUUACUACAACAAUAACUAUCCGCAAGCAAAAUUACAUUUCCAUUAGUAAACUGUUCCAAUGUUUCA